Messenger RNA from Strongyloides ratti, 1278 nucleotides. RefSeq names its product Rh30-like protein. Gene Ontology annotation, biological process: ammonium transmembrane transport; ammonium homeostasis. The record is from RefSeq and is a predicted model, not a curated record. Bases 1 to 1278 code for a protein of 425 amino acids. NCBI's taxonomy places the organism in Eukaryota, Metazoa, Nematoda, Chromadorea, Rhabditida, Strongyloididae. Gene Ontology annotation, cellular component: plasma membrane. The transcript has 2 exons. Gene Ontology annotation, molecular function: ammonium channel activity.
AUGUUUAUUGUAUUAUUUGGUAUUUUUACAAAAUUUCCUCUAAGUAAUACAAAAAAUAAAGCUACAGAAAAUUAUUUAUAUUUUACUGAUAUUAAUGCUAUGAUUUUUAUUGGUUUUGGUUUUUUAAUGACAUUUUUAAGAAGAUAUGGAUUUUCUGCCGUUGGUUUAAAUAUGCUUCUUGCAUGUACAACCAUUGAAUGGUCAAUUAUAAUUAGAGGUUUACUUAGUGAAGAAUUUCAUGAAAAUGGAUUUUUUACAUUAACUAUAAAUAGUAUAAUUUAUGGUGAUAUUUCUGCUGCUGUUAUACUUAUUUCAAUGGGUGCUGUUUUAGGAAAAUUAUCCCCAAUACAAUAUUUAAUAAUGGCAUUUUUUGAAGUACCUGCUGCUUUGAUAACAGAACAUAUUAUUAUUGAAGUUUUACAUGUUACUGAUUGUGGUGGAUCAAUUGUUGUACAUGUCUUUGGAGCAUACUUUGGUUUGGCGAUUGCAAAAGUACUUAAUCGUGAUGGAAUUCAAAAAUCUAAUCAUGAAGGUUCCAUUUACCAUAGUGAUAUCUUUGCUAUGAUUGGAACAUUAGUACUUUGGAUAUUUUGGGGAAGUUUUAAUGCUGCAUUGGCUGAUGGUGAGGAAGCAAAAAGGAGAUGUCUUAUUAAUACACUUUUGUCACUCUCUGCUGCUACAAUAGCAACAUUUGUUACAUCACAAUAUGUUAAUAAACAUAGAAAAUUUGAUAUGGUACAUAUGGCAAAUUCAACAUUAGCGGGUGGUGUUGCAAUUGGAACAGCAUCUAAUUUAGUUUUAAAUCCAUUUAUAUCAAUGAUUAUUGGAACGAUUUCUGGAAUUAUAAGUGUUUUAGGUUAUGAAUAUAUAACACCAACUUUAAGUAAAAAGUUUGGAAUGCAUGAUACAUGUGGUGUUGGAAAUUUACAUGGAAUUCCUGGUAUUAUUGCUGGUAUUUCUUCAAUAGUUAUAGCAUUUAUUUAUACUAAAGAAGAUUAUGGAGAUGAAUUUUCAUCAAUUUAUCUUUCUGAUAAAUUUGGAAGAACACUACCAACACAAGCUUUAUAUCAAUUAUUUGGUCUAUUAAUAGCAAUAUUUUCAUCAUUCAUAACAGGAGCAAUAACAGCACUCAUUCUUAGACUUAAAAUUUUUGAUCAAGUACCAGAUGAAGAUUUGUUUUCUGAUGAGAAAUAUUACCAUACACCUUGUGAUUUUGAUUUUACAACUAGAAUAAUUGGACACAUUGAUAAUGUAGAAAUUACAGAGAAAAAAGUUUAA